This is a messenger RNA of Tigriopus californicus, 1179 nucleotides long. It is a transcript of the gene mRRF1, whose product is annotated as ribosome-recycling factor, mitochondrial-like. Gene Ontology annotation, cellular component: mitochondrion. The record is from RefSeq and is a predicted model, not a curated record. The transcript is spliced from 3 exons. NCBI's taxonomy places the organism in Eukaryota, Metazoa, Arthropoda, Copepoda, Harpacticoida, Harpacticidae. Gene Ontology annotation, biological process: translation. Gene Ontology annotation, molecular function: ribosomal large subunit binding. Bases 104 to 1102 code for a protein of 332 amino acids.
UCAAGUGGACCAGUCUUCCAACCCAUUCUUGGAACCAAAAUACUAAACACAUGAAACUAGAAAACCAAAAAAAAGCUGUAAAAAAUCUACGAUUAUCUGCCUCAUGAGGCUGGCCGUUCUCACCCUACUGCGGACCCCACGGGUCAGGCGCACAAUUUGCCCGUGGACCGCUUUAACGCCCCACACCCGCGUGCCGGUGGGGAGCCAGCUCCACCCAGUCCUGGUUCCCCCCCAUGGUCUCUCGGCCUUUCACACACACGCCCCCUGCUCGGCCAAUAAAGGUAAAGCGAGUAAAGGCGGUAAGGCCGACAAGCCCAGUAAGGCCAUGAAGGAGUUCAUGGAGGAUGUGUUGUCAGAUGGUGAGGACGACGAGGACGAGCCCUCACAAGCCACCGUGAACGAAAUCCUGGACGCCCAAUCCUCGCCAGCCGCCCAUUUUCUGGCCCGACACCAACAAAACGCCGGCAAACAUCAUCCGGAUACGGCCAAAGGGCGCAACAAAGCCAAAAGUGGUCAUACCUUGACCAUGACUUAUCAGUCGAUGCGCCACAUAUUAGAUAUUGAUCAAUAUUGGACCGAUCUGGACCACGUGGUGGGCCAAUUGCAAAAGUACUACCUCCAAAACUUUAGUUUAAGAUCGGCCACAGCGGUGGACGAAUUACUCGUUGACUUGGAGGGAGAUCAAUUUCCUUUGAAAGAGGUGGCUUCGAUUUCGAAAAAAGAUCCAAAGCGGAUCGUGAUCGAUUGUCAAGCCUUCCCACAGGCCGCUGUGACCAUCAUCAAGGUUUUACAAACGUCGGGCCUGAACUUGAACCCCCAACAGGAGGGCUUGCGGAUCUAUGUACCUAUGCCUAAAAUAACCCGCGAACAUCGGGAACAAUUGGCGGAUGGAGCCAAGAAGAAGCAGAAAGAUUUUGUCGAGGAUCUCAGACAAGUGUAUCGUCAAUAUACCAUCACUCUGGGCGAACUUGAACUUAAACAUAAAGUCACGAAUGAUGAGCAUAAAGUCAUUGGGGAUGUGCUCCUUCAGAUCCUGCAUCAUUUCAUGGGCGAAUCAGAAAAAGUGAUGCAUGUCAAGGUCCGUGAGAUCUUGGGUAAAUGAGGAAGCGUCUUCGUUACUGAACGUAAAAGAAAAAUAAAGACUUGACUGCCAAUCCAUGAAUGAUUGGUAUCCUGGCA